Messenger RNA from Metopolophium dirhodum (rose-grain aphid), 3447 nucleotides. Its product is annotated as SH3 domain-containing protein Dlish-like. NCBI's taxonomy places the organism in Eukaryota, Metazoa, Arthropoda, Insecta, Hemiptera, Aphididae. The coding region runs from base 698 to 1834 and encodes 378 amino acids. Gene Ontology annotation, molecular function: protein binding. The record is from RefSeq and is a predicted model, not a curated record. The transcript has 7 exons.
GUGAAACGUUCGUAGCGUCCUUGGAGUGUGAAUGAGGGCACCAUAGAGUAAUUACUCUAUGGAGGGCACCAGCUGGACGUUGCACACAUGACCUGGUACCUUGGGUAGUUGAACCAUAGAUAAUAAAGAAAUGGAUAAGAACUAGCUGGAGUCCUCAAAUUCAUUAUAGAAAUUUUGUAGGCGUGAAAAAAAACACACCGGGAUGUUUGAAUAAUGAGAAGUCAUUUUAAACCUAGCCUAGUAAAUAUUAUUUCUGUUAGUUUUGCGCACAGAUAUAGAUAAGAAAUUGAGGCCGUUUAUUUAUACUGUAUACAGUUUUGUAUAGUGUGAUUAAAUAAAAAUCGGGAAAUAUUCUGUGCCUUCGAAUUCCGGUGAUGACGCCGUAGCGCUAUUCUCAUCAGUCAUGAACUUUGGUUUUCUAAAUAUGGCCACACUGGGUUAUAAUAAUAAUUAUCACCAUUCCGGAAACCUGUUCGACCGCCGGCGCCACCGCCGCCGCCGUCGGAUAAUAAUAAUGAUGAUUGAUUGUCAAUAAAUAAUUGACACCAGUGUCCAGUAAGUUGGCUGGUUAAGCUUCUGCUCUGUGUGUUCUGCGUUCCCUUUCGUGUUUACAUGGUUUUCCCGAGCCGGAAAAACGGAUAUAUACCUUAGGAGACCAAGUUACACGACUAGCAUGCGUGGUGGCCUAUAAACAAUAAUGGCUUUCCUGUGUCCCGUGAGAAUACGCCGAGGCAAGAAGAAAAAAAGUGGUUCUACCAGCGACUUGGACAAAGAAGUGUUACGAGGAACCAACGCUAAUGGACCGGUUCCUGGUAUGGGGCGUAUUACCGGCAGUGCCUCCAUUGAGACGCUGGUGCGUGUCGGGAUAGAGAAGGAAAAUGGCUUAUCGCCUGAUAGCAAAAUGGUUGUACUUCACGAUUUUACACCGUGCGUUGAUGAUGAGCUAACUGUGAAACGAGGCCAGGUCGUCAAUAUCCUAUACCGAGAGAAUGACUGGGUAUAUGUAAUUGCGGAGGACAGUCGUCAAGAAGGUUUUAUACCUCAUUCGUAUUGUACACCUUAUAAUUCACAGCUUGGUGAAAUAGCUUUAAAUAAUGUCAAAAAGAAAUUACCACGUGCACCAGCUGCUACACCAACUGAAACUGUUGUUGAAGUUGAAAUCAAUGAGCAACAAAAACAUGGUAAUUGUGGUGAUUUAUCUGACUGUGAAAGUUUUGGCAAUAAAACUCAAGAUCACAAAAAUCAAAACAAACAGAACAUUAGUAGCUCUAGAGCUUCAUUAUUAAGUGCGUCUUCACAUCCUGAGAUUCGACCAUUUUUUAAAGACCCUGCAGGGCGUUACAUUGUAUUAUACACUUUCAUAGCAAGAGAUGAGAAUGAUGUGAGUGUGGAGAGAGGAGAAUUCGUGACUGUAUUAAACAGAGAAGACCCUGAUUGGUAUUGGAUUAUUCGCAGUGAUGGACAGGAAGGUUUUGUUCCUAGUGGAUUUGUAUAUCCAGCUGAUAUAAUACAAGGGCAUAUAAAUCAAAUGAAUAAUAAUCAGUGUGCUGGUACUACUAAUACUGGACUACCUCCGGUUACACGAGCACGCCCACGUAAAAACUCUUGUGUGGCUGAUGACGAUCCAGCAAUUCAUGGUACUGAAAUGGUAAUGCUCUAUGAUUAUAAGCCUCAAGCCCCAGAUGAUCUAUCAGUUAAGCGUGGUGAAUGGAUAUAUGCAGAUCUUGACAAUCAAAUGGUCGAAGGGUGGUUAUGGACUUAUGCUCCUAAAACAAGAAAAUACGGUUUCAUACCUAAAGCAUACGCUCAUCCACCUGCUAUGACCAGUUUGUGAAUAUAUUACAGCUGAUAUUGUUGUAUCAUUAUUCAUUACUAUAAAAAAGUAUUAUUUUAAGUAUUAAAUAAGUACUCUAACCCAAUAAUAUGUAAGCUGAACAUAACUCCUUUAUUUCUGUUUACUGUUCUUCUUAUACCUUCGAUGAUCUUUCAAAACCAAUAAUUGUGAUAUUUUGUAGGAUAAUGGGAUUGGUAAUGAUAAAGUAUUUAUACAAAUUAAUAUAGUUUUAUAAUAACAAUAGAAUACUUACAUUAACCCUUAUAAAUGUUAUUGUUUGGAAGAAUCAAAAUAAGAUUUUGAAUUUGUCUGUAAAAAUGUUAUGUAUAAAACUAAAAUUAUUUAAAAUGUAGUUAACCUUAUCUUAAUGAAUAACUCUCAAAGAAAUCUUAAAUUAUCGCCACGAAUACUUGAAUAAGCACUGACUGUUGCUAAUAAAAUAAGUAGGAGAUUAGGGGGAUGGCUGAUUAGUCCACUAAAGUUCACUACCUUUUAUUUGAAAUUAUUCAUGAUUAGAUACAUAUAUAUAUAUAUGUAUAUAUACAUUAUGGUGGUCGAAGUUAUGGGAUGAAAUAUAUCAACAAACAUAAGGUUAGAACUGUACUACUUUAUCCUUUACUAAUGACAGUGUAAGAGAUUUUUUGAAGACUUCUUGUAAUUUAGGUUGACAAGAUUUGAGAUGUUAAGAUUUUUCUGUAUCUAAAAAUACAUUAUAAAUUUCAAUGAACUUUGAUUAAAGGAUUUAAAAUGUCUUUAAGGACCAAAACAAAAGUUGUAUCUGUAUGUUUUUCAUUUUCAUAGUCUAUGAUAGUUAAUUUAAAUGUAAACAUGUUUUUAGAGAAACUAUUAUUUAAACGAGAUAGUGCAUACUUUAUAUAUUUUUCCAUAUUGGUGUUAUACUUUUGAUGAAAAAAAGAAUGAGAGUCAAAAACAGUAUUUUAUUACCUAAGUUGUAUAAAAAAAUAUUAAUGUGAUAUUUAAUUGUUGAAUCAAAAUUAAGGAAAGCAAGUAUCAAAGUAAUAACAAUUUAUAUUAAUUAAUUGUAUUUUUGUGCAACCAGAUAUUAAAUUAUAUCAAACGUGAUACUUUUUCACUUUAUUAAAAACAUAAUUAUAUAAUAUAUUUUUAGUUUGAAUAUGAGUAUACCAAUAAAUAUAAUGUUUUUGUAUGUAUUCAGUGUUGGUUACUUGAAACAUUUAUUGUAUCAAGCCAUUCUUUAAAGUUAAUAGAUAUAAGGUAUUUUAUGUUAUAUAUUAUAUAAAACUAGAUAUUAUAAUAUGACUAAGCAAUUAUGUAUUGCUUUAUUGUUUAUUUUGUUUCAAUUAUCUGGUUAAAAGUGUUUUUUUGGUCGAAUAUGAAGUAUAAUUAAAUGUAUCUGUGAUGAUUUAUAGUCCACAACUGGAUAGACAAUUUUAUAAGAAAAUAACAGUAACUUUUAGUUAAAAAAAUAGUGGUUAAUAUGUUCAAAUCCGUCCAUUUUGAAGUUGUGCCAUACUGCUAUUGUACUUUAAUUAGUUUUAUAAGACUGUAUUGCUUUAAAUCACUUUUAUAUUACAUUAUAUUUUAAUCCAUAUUAAAUGUAUACAAUAAAAUAUAUUAACAUUUAUUUUAAA